ACUUGUUUCAAGGGUAUGAUGCAUCAAAAAAAAUUCAUCUUUGAAUCCAGAAAACCAAGAAAGUCAAAACACAAAGUGUCGGACUUUACAUCCCCUGUCAUUUUCAGUGUACUCGUUGUUAAUAUAAAUACAUUCACUACACCAGUGGCAAAGCUUAAUUCAUUUGGAUAACAUGGGGAAGGUUGUAGCAUGGGCCAUGUUCAUCAUCCUCCUCCUCCAAAUAUACCCAACUACAGUUGCCCCAAAUUACAUGAUUUCAAAGGAUGACGUGACUGCAAGGAAAUACAUGUCUUACCACGACUGUUAUUUUGACCCUCUUGAUGACUCUAAUGAUGAUGGCAAUAAUAUAGACGUGGCUCAAGAUGACACCGCCCUUUACACCACAGUUCAGGAUGCCAUUGAUUCCAUUCCAGAAGAAAAUAGUCGGCGGGUAAAGAUUUUCAUACGGGCCGGAAAGUACAGGGAGAAGGUGAAGGUUCCGUGGAAUAAACCAUUUAUUUCUUUCAUAGGCGAUGGGAUCGGAAAAACAAUUCUAAGUUGGAACGACAAUGCUUCAUCCAAAGACUCUGACGGGAAUUUGUUGGGCACCUCUAGUUCUGCUUCAACUACCAUCGAAUCUGUAUAUUUUUGUGCCACUGGCAUUACUUUUGAGAACACCGCUCCUGUGCCACUGCCAGGGGCAAAGGAUAUGCAAGCGGUGGCACUGCGCGUGGUGGGAGACAAAGCUGUUUUUAUCGACUGUCAAAUGGUGGGACAUCAAGACACCCUUUAUGACCAUAGUGGCAAGCACUUUUUCUUGAGGUGUUUCAUCGAGGGCUCCAUUGAUUUCAUUUGUGGGAAUGCUAGAUCUCUCUACCAGAAUUGCAUACUAACAUCAAAUGCGGAGAGCUGGGGAGCCAUUGCAGCAUCUCAAAGCUUGCCAAACAUGGCAACAGGAUUCUCGUUUGUGGAAUGUAAAGUGAGGGGAUCAGGAAAUGUGUAUCUGGGACGAGCAUGGAGUAACUAUUCUACAAUUGUCUAUUCCAAUUGCCAAUUUGACAACAUUAUAGAUCCUAGGGGAUGGGAUGACAUGACUUACACAUCUAGGAGAAGUACAACUAUGUUCGGGGAGUUUAAUUGUAGUGGCCCAGGCGCAACCAAGACAGGGAGAGUGUCGUGGGAAACUAACCUUUCAUUUGAGCAAGCCCAACUAUAUCAGAGUCGCCAAUUUAUCGAUGUUCAAGAUUGGCUUAACAUUUAGAAUGCACAUUCUUCACUUACUACUACUCGCAAUUGGACCCAAUAGGUUAAAUGACCUCGUGCUAAUUAAAGCUCCUAUCUUGGAAUGAAAUUUUGAUUAUGAAUUAUGAAAGUAGACAAGAAUAGCAUGGUAA
Messenger RNA from Cryptomeria japonica (Japanese cedar), 1373 nucleotides. RefSeq names its product pectinesterase QRT1. The record is from RefSeq and is a predicted model, not a curated record. Gene Ontology annotation, biological process: cell wall modification. The transcript is spliced from 5 exons. NCBI's taxonomy places the organism in Eukaryota, Viridiplantae, Streptophyta, Pinopsida, Cupressales, Cupressaceae. Gene Ontology annotation, molecular function: pectinesterase activity. The coding region runs from base 173 to 1240 and encodes 355 amino acids.